AGGAACCAAAUCGAUGGCCUGCGGCACAUCGCCUACCAGAAGACAGGUCAGCUCUACGAAGGACACACAAUCGACGAUCUCACGAUACCCGGGUCGACAACACUCGGUCUCCACGCGUGGCACGAACAAGGGACAAUUUCUGGACGCGGUAUUUUGAUUGAUUGCUGGGGAUAUGUAGAGCGGAAUGGAAAGAGUUAUGAUCCCGCGCAGGGGGGUUGGGGUUACAUACGAAGGGCUGAUGGAGUGUCUUGCGGAGCAGGAAAGAUUAUCAGGACACUCGAUUGAGCUGCAAAAGGGGGAUAUACUCUUAAUUCGGUCGGGAUACACUAAGAGAUACCUGGAGUCGUCUGACAAAGAUCAGCGAGGAAUGGCACAUCGGUAUCCCCCUGUGGCGUGCGGAAUAAACCAGGAUAUUCGAAUACUGUGGUUUCUCUGGGAUAAGCAGGUUGCUGUCUUUUACCAUAAAGUGCUGCUGGCUGGAUGGGGAUGUUCGAUUGAGGAGUUGCUUUGGUUGGAGGAUUUGGCUCGUGAAUGCGCGAAGCAAAAGAGGUGGUCGUUUUUUAUCGUAUCCGUACCAUUGCAUGUUCCUGGUGGUGUUGCUAGUCCGGCCAACAUGACUGCUAUUCUAUAAUAUGUAGGGGCUUAAACAUUUUAG
Molecule: messenger RNA, 655 nt
Organism: Aspergillus glaucus CBS 516.65
Lineage: Eukaryota; Fungi; Ascomycota; Eurotiomycetes; Eurotiales; Aspergillaceae
Exons: 1
Coding region: 185-631 (148 amino acids)
Molecular function (GO): arylformamidase activity
Source: RefSeq, a predicted model, not a curated record